Messenger RNA from Populus trichocarpa (black cottonwood), 1440 nucleotides. Its product is annotated as gibberellin 20 oxidase 1-D. Gene Ontology annotation, molecular function: gibberellin 20-oxidase activity. The record is from RefSeq and is a predicted model, not a curated record. The transcript has 3 exons. Gene Ontology annotation, biological process: gibberellin biosynthetic process; response to light stimulus; flower development. NCBI's taxonomy places the organism in Eukaryota, Viridiplantae, Streptophyta, Magnoliopsida, Malpighiales, Salicaceae. Bases 121 to 1269 code for a protein of 382 amino acids.
UGAUUUCGUUCAAGAGAUCAUGUCCAUAUAAAAUUUAUCCUUCUCUAACCCUCCGUAUCUCUCGUUUUCUACUGAAAUCAAUUCUAUAAAUAGCUUGUCUAAAAAACCAGCUCCUCAUCAAUGUCUCUCCUAAUGGACUCAACUUCUUCAAGUCUUCUCUUGUGUCCUCCUCCGUAUCUUACAAAAGAUGAAACUGGGGCUCUUGUUUUUGACUCAUCUUUCUUGCAAAAACAAGCCAGCUUGCCCACAGAGUUCAUGUGGCCACAUGGAGACUUAGUUCACAACGAAGAUGAGCUUAAAGAGCCAAUGAUAGACUUGGAAGGAUUCCUUAAAGGUGAUGAGGUUGCAACUGCUCAAGCUGCUGAGCUUGUUAGGACUGCUUGCUUGAACCAUGGCUUCUUUCAAGUCACCAACCAUGGUGUUGAUAUAAGUCUCAUUCAUAGUGCUCAUGAAGAGAUUGGCAAGAUUUUCAAACUGCCUCUUGACAAGAAACUCAGUGUCCGUAGAAAGCCAGGUGAUGUGAGUGGAUAUUCUGGUGCCCAUGCACAUCGAUAUUCAUCCAAGUUGCCAUGGAAGGAGACAUUUUCUUUUGGCUACCACGGGGAUGAUGAUUCUGUGCCACUUGUUGUUGACUACUUCAAGUCCGUCUUAGGAAAAGAUUUUGAACACACUGGGUGGGUUUACCAAAGUUACUGUGAAGCAAUGAAGAAAGUAUCCCUAGUGAUAUUUGAGCUGUUGGCCAUCAGCCUAGGAGUUGAUCGUUUACACUAUCGCAAAUUCUUUGAAGAUGGAAGCUCAAUAAUGAGGUGUAACUAUUAUCCACCUUGCAAUAAUUCUACCCUCACUCUUGGCACUGGUCCUCACUGUGACCCAACUUCCUUAACAAUACUUCACCAAGACCAAGUUGGUGGUCUUCAAGUCUUUUCAAACAACAAAUGGCUAGCAAUCCGACCUCGUCCAGAUGCCCUAGUUGUAAACAUUGGUGAUACCUUCAUGGCACUAUCCAAUGGGAGAUACAAAAGUUGCCUUCAUAGAGCAGUGGUGAACAGGGACAGCGAGAGAAGAUCACUGGUUUUCUUUGUGAGUCCAAAAGAGGAAAAAGUAGUGAGACCCCCACAAGAUCUUGUUUCCAGAGAAGGGCAAAGGAUUUACCCGGAUUUCACAUGGUCGGAUUUGUUGGAGUUCACGCAAAAGCACUACAGAGCUGAUGUCGCUACACUCCAAAGCUUCAUUCAAUGGCUUUCAUCUUCUAAACCAUCUACCUUUUAGUUGCUUUGGAUACUUUUGAUGAUUGUAUGCCUCUGUGUAUCAUCUAAUUUAGCUAGGCUAGCAGCUAUCUCCUUUGUAUAUUUUCUCAAAUGGGUGCCUGGGUUGCCACCACCUUCUCUGUAGCUUUCUGAAUUCACUUGCAAGAAAAAUUGAGCGCCCGUGUUCUGCCUA